AUGAGCUUCUACGUCCCAACGCUCCGCACAUCCACGGGCAGCACCUGGUCCAGGACACCUCUGAGCUCGAAGGGGGUGGUCCUCGACGGCCUGCGCCGCCUGGCCGCUCCCUUAGCCCUCCCAGCUGGCGCCCACACGGCCUCCAGGAGGUCGCCCUCUGCGCCCACGUACUUCGCCACCUCCUGCGCGGUCUCGUGCGGGACGCACCUCACGACGCCAACACUCGCGGCCAGAGGAUGUGGGGGAUGGCCAUGCUCGCCGCGCCGGGCCCCCAACGGCGCCGCCGGCGCCCGCGGCGCCCGAACUGCCUGA
Molecule: messenger RNA, 312 nt
Organism: Prorocentrum cordatum
Lineage: Eukaryota; Dinophyceae; Prorocentrales; Prorocentraceae
Source: the annotation of a GenBank genome assembly